UCCUAUAAUAGUAUAAUAUUGUUUAAUUGUUUUGAAUUAAUUGAAUUACUUCCGAAGUUCCGAAUUAAUUUUUUUUUGUACCAUGUAGACAGUUUAAAAUAAUUGAAUUUAAUAAACAUUUUUAAUAAACGCAUAGAAUUAUGGAUUCCAUUGGAAAAUUAGAAAAGGAGCGGCAGAAUUUAGAAGCAUUUAAAGAACAGGUGCAACGUAAUAAUCAAUUAUCAGAUAAAAUGGUCGAUAUCCUAACGUCGUUUGAAAACAGACUUGGUAGACUUCAACAAACUAUACUCCCGAUUUAUAAUGAAAUGGAGAAUCUACAGUUAAAAAAGACAAACAUUGAAAAAACAAUGUUUGCAUUGGACAAAGUAAUAAUGUUCCAUGAUGUGUGUCCAACAGUUGAAUCGAUUAUUUUAGGAAGACCAAAUGGGUCAGAUGGUUUGAAUGAGUACUUGGAUGCUAUGGAAAAACUACGUGAGGCACAAAACUAUUUUGAAAAAAAUAAUCCUCAAAGUGUUGAACUAGAAAAUGUGUCGUCACUGUUUAAGACUGGAGGCGAUAGUAUCCAGAGAGAGUUUAAAGAGAUCCUUUUAAAGCAUAGUAGACAUGUUCAACCAGCAAUUUUGGUUGAUAUUUCCACGAAUGAUGAUGAGUUGGUAGCUGAUGAUUCAUCUUCUGUGAGUUCUAUUAGCCAUUUCUCUGAAAUUGUUUCCUCGGAUCUAAUUCGUUUAGCAGAUUGGUUAAUCAGUCAAUCUCGCGACGAAUACAUGAAUGUGUAUGCUAGAGUAAGGGCUAACACUCUCACCAAAUCGAUGACUACUCUUAAAGAAUACCAGAAAACUGGAAGUGCUGGAAGCACUAAUAUGGCCAUUGGGCAGACUAUGGGUUCACCUUCAGUAAAAUCCAAAUUUCCCCAUAGAUCUGAAGUUACUGUCACUAGAAAAACUUCUAAACGUAUCCAGCAUGUAUUCGAGAAAAAAGCUAAUCGUAUGUUUUUAAAAGCAUCUCAAACAUUAGGACAGUCGACCGGUUUGAAUUUGGGGACCAGGAGACCUACACUUAUAGAAAACCGCGAAGACAUUGUUGAUGAACAAGAAAUGGAAAAUUAUCUUAUUUCUGUAAUUGCUCUGCAAAAACUCAUGCAAGCAGAACUGUCACUAAUGGUUGGUAUAAUACCAAUCAAACAUCAUCAUCAAGUAUUCCAAAUCAUUAUUCAAGAAAGCCUCGCUAAUAUUGUUCACGAAGGAGAGAGCUUAGCUACUAGAGCAAAAAGAUGUAUUCAUAGAAAAGAAUUUGCCAAUUUGUUUGUCAUGUUUCCAAUUUUAAAACAUUUGGCUGCCAUGAAGUCUGAAUUCGAACGUACAAUGGAAGGCUGUGAUCCUACCAUUAGAGGUCAAUAUUCAAUUAUACUCAAUACACUUCACUCCACGGGGGUUAGAACACUGGAAGAAAUAGUUGAAAGUGUGAGGACUGACAAUUCUAUGGGGUUGCCGCGAGAUGGUACAGUUUAUCAAUUAACUAGUGAUGUGCUUGUGUUGAUGGAACAACUUCUUGACUAUAUAGACAGUGUGGGUCCUCUUUUAGCUCAAGUGCCAUUAUAUAACAACAUGGUAUCACAUCAUGUCACUCCACCGGAAAAAUAUAAGUAUCUUUUAGGACUUUAUAUCAAGAAAGUGUUGUCUCAGUUGAACUUGAUGCUUGUGAAUCGUAGUGACUCCUACAGCGAACCAGGUGUGAAAUAUUUGUUUCGUUUGAACAAUUGUCACUAUGUAGUCAAAUCAUUACAAAGGUCAGCCCUGUUGGAUAUAGUUUCUUUGACUGAACCUGAAUGUGAAAAUACCUACGAUGAGAUGAUUGCGUCACAUAAAAAGUCUUAUCAACAAUGUUGGAAUAGAAUACUAGGUUUCAUAGUUAAUUUGGAUGAUGUUCAAGUUGUAAAUGGCAGACUCAAGGAUAAGGACCGUAAUAUAAUCAAAGAGAGAUUUUCUGGUUUUAAUAAAGAAAUUGAAGAAGUACUAAAGCUUCAAAGAGGUUAUACAAUACCUGAUGUUGAAUUACGAGAAGGGUUGAAACGUGAUAACAAGGAAUUUGUUUUACCAAAAUACAGUGCAUUUUAUGACAAAUAUGUACAUUUACAGAUUUUCACAGUCGUCGUUUACCAAAAAUCCAGAAAAAUAUGUCAAGUACACUCCAGCUCAAGUGUCUGCUAUGCUCGAUCGAUUCUUUGAUGUCGCUGCUUAAACCGUCAGUACCCCCCCCCCCCCCCAAUAUAGUAUUAUUUUAAAUACUUGUUUUUUUAUCAUGUUCUAAUCAUUCUUUAUUAUUAUUGUUAUUUAUUUAUUUAGACAUAUUCAUUACAAAUUAAUAACUUUAUUUUUCAAUCUCUACCUUUUUUAUUCGACUGUAACAUCAAGUAAUAAGUAUUAAUCAUACAUUUAUUAAAUGUCUUGAACAAUUUUAUUAUUAUAGAAAUAUCUAAUAGCAGACUGAUCAAAUUGUCGAAAUGUUCAUUUAUAGUGAUACUCUCUAAAGGAUUAAUUUAUUAUAUUUUUUCAAUACUAAUGAAAAUUAUGUACCUUAUCCUAUUAAAUUGUGAUUGUUAUUACUUAUUUAUAUAAUUAAAAUUCAUAUUUUUUUAUAAUAAUUAAAAAUAUUAAUAAUUAUUUUUAUGGAUACCUAACGUGAACAAUAUUUCUAAAAAUGUUUAAUCCAAGAUCCUAUUUUUACAAUAUACAAACUUAAAAAUAAAAUGUACCAAUUUUAUAGAAAAGUGUACAAAGUUGUCCAAAGUGUAAGUAUCUACAUUUUAAAGCAUUGAAAAAUUAUGUUACAUUGCAUUAAAAUCCUAUUUUCUACUCUAUUUCCUUCUUAAAUCAAACAAUAAAAAUAUUCUUUGAAAACAUAUUUCAUUUGGAUGAGAGAUUUGGAUGUAAUUAUCUAUAAUUUAAUUGACAUUUUAAGCAUUUCAAAUGUAAAACAUUUGUUUUCACUUCAUGUAAAUAAUAAAUAUUAUAUAAUACAAUAAACAAUAUUGUAUUAAUUUGUCAAAUAAAACAUUGUUAUAUAAUUAUUAACAAAUUCAUAAUUUUUUUUAAUAAUAGUUGUAUAUUGUUAAUACUUGUAAUGAAAACAAUUAAAUAAUAAACAUACAAUGAAAUGGGCUCACCAGCACUAUCCGGUGGGACUUAUUUAAUGUGGCUAUAAAGAAGCCGUUAUAUGAACACUAGUGCAAGAUUAGUAACUACCAUCAUUGUUCUAAUUAUUAUGAUUUACAGUUAAAACAAUUCAAUCAGAACUUAUUGUAUAUAAUAUUAAGUUAGAUGUUAAAUUAGUUUUA
This is a messenger RNA of Metopolophium dirhodum (rose-grain aphid), 3334 nucleotides long. RefSeq names its product exocyst complex component 7 (gene Exo70). Gene Ontology annotation, cellular component: exocyst. Gene Ontology annotation, biological process: exocytosis. The record is from RefSeq and is a predicted model, not a curated record. Gene Ontology annotation, molecular function: phosphatidylinositol-4,5-bisphosphate binding. The transcript has 14 exons. Bases 141 to 2225 code for a protein of 694 amino acids. Lineage: Eukaryota; Metazoa; Arthropoda; Insecta; Hemiptera; Aphididae.